AUGAGCAACAGCAAUCAAUUGAGGGACCCGAACCCAGUUCCUCCAGACUCCACGGCGGUUACUCGCGGAAGCUCCGUCCAAUCGCCACGCAAAUUUGGUCGGCUUCUGAAGAAGGUCAAGGAUGGUGUAACAAAGAAGAAUUCUGUUGAGAUCAUACAGAAGCGCUCGAACAUGGAGAAUUUGCGCAGCCGCGAGCCUCUUCUCCCGGAUGUUGAUCACGAAGACGCCUUGUCGACUCUGAAUAUCGAGCCUGAGGUUCAGAAUACUCCAUCUGAUGUGAAACAAGGUGGUGAUCCCCAAUCGGCACUUCGAGACGCCCAAGGAGUUGUCGGACGCAUGACUCUACUUUCGGGGCCUGUAGAAUCUGGGGCAUCCGCCGCCCAAAAUGCAUCAGGGGAUCUGGACACAUAUCUCCAACCCCUCAGGAUAUUUGACAAUGUUAUUGGGAAUAUCGCGGAUGUGCAUCCAUAUGCAAAGAUGGCACUGGGCAUCUUGUCUUGUGCUUUUAAAAUGGUCAUAGCCGAAUCGGACUGCGAUCAAGCGGUCCAUCGUCUUGUCUACAAGUUGGCUGAAGUUUAUGACUUCAUGAUCCAGGACGAGACGCUUAGCUAA
Suillus discolor is the source of this 612-nucleotide messenger RNA. RefSeq lists its product as uncharacterized. The coding region runs from base 1 to 612 and encodes 203 amino acids. The transcript has 6 exons. The record is from RefSeq and is a predicted model, not a curated record. NCBI's taxonomy places the organism in Eukaryota, Fungi, Basidiomycota, Agaricomycetes, Boletales, Suillaceae.